AGUGCGUCACUUUAGAGGCGCAACGUCCGGUCCCGGUUUCCUCGGCGACAGCGGCGGGCUGGUCCGCGUGUAGUGUUUGGGCUUCGCAGGCAUGGGGACUCCUCCAGGCCUGCAGACUGACUGCGAGGCGCUGCUCAGCCGCUUCCAGGAGACGGACAGUGUGCGCUUCGAGGACUUCACGGAGCUCUGGAGGAGUAUGAAGUUCGGGACCAUCUUCUGUGGUAGAAUGAGAAAUUUAGAAAAGAACAAGUUUACAAAAGAAGCGAUAGCUUUGGCUUGGCAAUAUUUUUUACCUCCAUACACCUUCCAGAUCAGAGUUGGUGCUUUGUAUCUGCUAUAUGGAUUAUAUAACACCCAACUGUGUCAACCAAAGCAAAAGAUUAGAGUUGCCUUGAAGGAUUGGGAUGAAGUUUUAAAAUUUCAGCAAGAUUUGAUAAAUGCACAACAUUUUGAUGCAGCAUAUAUUUUUAGGAAACUACGACUAGACAAAGCAUUUCACUUUACAGCUAUGCCCAAAUUGCUAUCAUAUAGGAUGAAGAAGAAAAUUCAGCGAGCUGAAGUUACAGAAGAAUUUAAGGACCCAAAUGAUCGCGUAAUGAAACUUAUCACUUCCGAUGUAUUAGAGGAAAUGCUGAAUGUUCACGAUCAUUAUCAGAACAUGAAACAUAUAAUUUCAGGCGAUAAAUCCAAUCCAGACAAAGCCCUCAGCUUGAUAAAGGAUGAUUUUUUUGACAAUAUUAAGAACAUAGUUUUGGAGCAUCAGCAGUGGCACAAAGACAGAAAGAAUCCACCCUUAAAAUCAAAAGUUAAAGAUGGAGAAGAAAAGAGAGAAGGAAAUUCACAAGAAUCAGAGAGAUGUGAAAGGGCAGAAUCUUUAGCGAGAAUAAAAUCAAAGGCCUUUUCAGUUGUCGUUCAGGCAUCCAAGUCAAGAAGGCAUCGUCAAGUCAAACUUGACUCUUCUGACUCUGAUUCUGCAUCUGGUCAAGGACAAAUCAAAGCAACUAGGAAAAAAAGAAACAAAGAAACAUUGAAGUCAGCAGGAAGGAAGACAUCUUCUAGAAACAAAGAUGACAUGCAGAAUGUACAUAAAGAAGAUAAAUCUUUAAGGCUGAGUAUGCCUGUAAUUACAGAAGAGGAAGAGGACAAUGGAAGUUUUAGUGAAACAGAGUUAACUGCACCCAAGAGGAAAAGAAAAUACAGAACAAAGAACCCAGCGAAGAAGUCUUAAUUUUGACAUCUCCGAUAAAA
Messenger RNA from Mustela erminea (ermine), 1248 nucleotides. RefSeq names its product small nuclear RNA activating complex polypeptide 1 (gene SNAPC1). Gene Ontology annotation, molecular function: sequence-specific DNA binding. Gene Ontology annotation, biological process: snRNA transcription by RNA polymerase III; snRNA transcription by RNA polymerase II. The transcript has 10 exons. Lineage: Eukaryota; Metazoa; Chordata; Mammalia; Carnivora; Mustelidae. The record is from RefSeq and is a predicted model, not a curated record. Bases 92 to 1228 code for a protein of 378 amino acids. Gene Ontology annotation, cellular component: snRNA-activating protein complex.